Blepharisma stoltei is the source of this 621-nucleotide messenger RNA. NCBI's taxonomy places the organism in Eukaryota, Ciliophora, Heterotrichea, Heterotrichida, Blepharismidae. The record is from the annotation of a GenBank genome assembly.
AUGGGAGCAAGUUGUUCACAAGAUUCCGGGGAUUCCCAACGAAACCAGAAGCAGCAGCUUGCAAAUAGCCGAGGUCGACAAACAUAUGACUCUCAAACAAUUCGACCCUCAGUAAACCCUCGAAUUACUAUAGAAUCCACUAGAGGACCAUCUGAAACUGUGAGCUCUCAUUUCUCACGAAGAACUACUAACAGGUCCAGACUUUCCACUCUAAACGAUUCUUAUUCCUUUGAGUACGCCCAGCAGGUGUUACUAGACGCAUAUAAAGGGAAUUUAGAUAUUGUCAACAAGCAUAUAAAAGAGGGAUUUGCAGUAGAUUUUCCACUUAACCAGUCAGGGUGAACUUUAGCUCAUAUUGCAGCUCAGAUGAAAAAUCUUGAGAUGCUUGAGACACUUAUUAAAUACAAAUGUGAUCUUGAUAUUCAAGAGAUAGGAGAAGGGUGGACACCAAUUAUGGUGGCUGCUAUCAAUAACUCUAUUGAGAUUGCAAAGAUGCUUAUUAAAUAUAAUGCUGAUCUUUCAAUCAAGGAUAACAGCCAAAUGACCGCUAUUCAGUUAGCAGAAAAAUACAGGAGUAGAGAAGUAUAUGAAGUGCUUGUGGGAGGCGUAAGAAAUCGAUAG